AUGCAGCCCAGGACUGAAUCUAAACAUGAAAAGCUGUGGCCAAAGGACACACCCAGGCCUUCAGUCCACAAGACGCAGCACAAGUUCAGCAGAAUGAUGAGCGAAGACAGUCAGGACGCAUUUAGAAAUGUCAACAGAAAGCCCGGCCUUCAGAUCUGGACCAUCAAUAAAAUGAAGAUGGUGCCUGUUCCAGCCAAAGGCUUUGGUAACUUCUUUGAAGGCGACUGUUACAUUGUGCUUUAUAUAUGUAAGGCGGGCUCAGGCCUUUCCACCGACAUCCACUACUGGAUAGGAAACUCCUCCUCCCAGGACGAGCAAGGUGCAGCAGCCAUCUACGUCACCCAGCUGGACGAUUACCUGGGUAAAAGUCCGGUCCAGCACAGGGAGGUGCAGGGUCACGAGUCGCCGCGGUUCAGGAGCUACUUCAAAAAUGGCCUCAUCUACAAGAAGGGCGGAGUGGCCUCAGGGUUUGACCACGUUGACACAAACGUCUACAACGUUGUGCGACUGCUGCACGUCAAGGGGAGGAAGCACGUCACAGCGACGGAGGUGGAGGUGUCAUGGGACAGCUUUAACAAGGGAGACAUAUUCCUGCUGGACAUUGGGAAGGCCAUAGUGCAGUGGAACGGCCCCCAGAGCAACAGGAGAGAGAAGAUGAAGGCGGUCUUGUUGGCUCAGGACAUCAGGGACAGGGAGAGAGGAGGUCGGGCUCAGAUUGGUUUUGUGGAGGGAGGAGAUGAGCAGGCCUCCCCGGAGCUGAUGAAUGCCAUGACGGCAGUGCUCGGCAAGAGAAGUGGGUCGCUGAAGGAGGCCGUCCCUGACGACAAGUCUGACCAGGCGGCGAACAACAACGUCAGACUCUACCAUGUGUACGACAGCAGCGGGAACCUGGUGGUUCAAGAAGUGGCCACGCAGCCUCUAACACAAGACCUGCUGCGCUCCGGUGACUGUUACAUCUUGGACCAGAGAGGCUCCAGUGUGAUGGUGUGGAAAGGCAAACAGGCCUCCAAGGAGGAGCGGCAAGAAGCUCUCAACAGGGCAAUGGGCUACAUCAAAGCCAAGAACUACCCGUCCAGCACCACUGUGCAGGUGAUGACCGAGGGUGGAGAGUCAGCGAUGUUCAAGCACUUGUUCAAAUCCUGGAGAGAAAAAGGGCAAAGUCAGGGUCUCGGUAGCACCUACAGCGUGGGAAAGAUAGCAAAGGUGGACCAGGUGAAGUUCGAUGUGACGCAGCUCCACGCGCGCCCUGAAAUGGCAGCGCACCACCACAUGGUGGAUGACGGCUCUGGAGACAUCCAGGUGUGGCGCAUCGAGAAACUGGAGCUGGCUGAGGUAAAGCCAAGUACUUAUGGACAGUUUUACGGAGGAGACUGCUACUUGGUGCUGUACACGUAUCAAACCUCCGGCCAGCAGCAGUACAUACUCUACAUGUGGCAGGGCCGCCAUGCCACUAAAGAUGAAAUCACAGCUUGCGCCUACCAGGCUGUCAACGUUGAUAACAAGUACAAUGGCGCCCCGGUCCAGGUCAGGGUGGUCAUGGGAAAGGAGCCUCGCCACUUCCUGUCUAUUUUCAAGGGCAAGCUCAUCAUCUUUGAGGGCGGUACGAGCCGACAUGGUGUGGUCAACCCUGACAGCGGUCCCAAGCUCUUCCAGGUGAGAGGGUCUGAUGAGCUGAACACCAAGGCCACUGAGGUGCCGGCGAGGGCCUCUUCUCUGAACACCAACGAUGUUUUCCUGCUGAAAACGGACCGCAUCUGCUACCUGUGGUAUGGAAAGGGCUGCAGCGGGGAUGAGAGGGAGAUGGGGAAAGCGGUGUCUGAUGUGCUGUCCAGGCAGGACAAGCAGGUGGUGAUGGAGGGCCAGGAACCCAGUGAAUUCUGGGUAGCUCUGGGAGGGAAGGGUCCCUAUGCCAGCGACAAGAGACUGGAGAGGGAGGAGCCUCUUCACAGUCCCCGGCUGUUUGAAUGCUCCAAUCAGACCGGUCGGUUUCUGAUGACCGAGGUGGACGACUUCACCCAGAGCGACCUGGACGAGGAGGAUGUGAUGCUGCUGGACGCCUGGCAGGAGAUUUUCUUGUGGGUUGGAAACUUGGCCAACGAGUACGAGACCAAGGAGUCGUGGAAGUGCGCGCAGGAAUACCUGGAGACCCACCCAGCGGGCCGAGACCCCGACACACCUAUCAUCUUUAUCAAACAGGGACACGAGCCACUCACCUUCACCGGGUGGUUCAAUGCGUGGGACCCUCACAAGUGGAGCGGAGAAAACUCCUAUGAGGAGAUGAAAAAAAAGCUGAGUGAUGCGGCAUCUCUCUCACAGUUCACUGUAGAUAUGAACAACUCUGAUCUCAAUAAUAGUCCUGGUGGGGUUAGUGGGGGUGGUUAUAGGGCUCCAGGAGGCCCUGUGAGCUCUCCCCCAUUCUACAGGGUCCACGGAGGUGAUCUGUCCCCUAGACACUCUAUUCCCACUCACCUGUUUACCCAGACAGAUGGGACCCCUACGCCCCCCUCCUAUAGCUUCACUAAAUUAUCCCCAGCUGGUGGCGCUGUGUCCCCCUCUGCUGGGCGCCCCGGGAAGUAUCUGGACCCACAGCUCCUCGUCCACAAGUCUGCCGAUGAGCUGCCGCAGGGAGUGGACCCCAGCCAAAGAGAGGUCUACCUGUCUGAUGUGGAUUUUGAGAGCCUGAUCGGCACAAGCCGCUCAGACUUCCAGCGCCUGCCAAAGUGGAGGCAGACUGACUUGAAGAAAAAAGCAGGACUGUUCUGAUCACGCGGGCACAUUGUGAAACCUGUCUCACCGUAUUGACGAGAAACUUAAUCUUAUAACAAACGAAGCAGCAUUUUAGUUGGUGCAGAGAAAGACAGGAGGCCUUGAUCAUUUCUACUGAACAUAUCAUAUUAUAACUAAGUUAUUGUGAUUAACUGUGUUGACUGGAAUUAUCUUACCGACACCAUUGUGAUAAAACAAUCUAUUUUCAAAGCAU
Messenger RNA from Chelmon rostratus (copperband butterflyfish), 2980 nucleotides. RefSeq names its product villin-like (gene vill). Gene Ontology annotation, biological process: cytoskeleton organization; barbed-end actin filament capping; actin filament severing. Bases 1 to 2763 code for a protein of 920 amino acids. Gene Ontology annotation, molecular function: phosphatidylinositol-4,5-bisphosphate binding; actin filament binding. The transcript has 21 exons. Gene Ontology annotation, cellular component: actin cytoskeleton; cytoplasm. NCBI's taxonomy places the organism in Eukaryota, Metazoa, Chordata, Actinopteri, Chaetodontiformes, Chaetodontidae. The record is from RefSeq and is a predicted model, not a curated record.